GGCGCCGCCUCCAGACGCCGGGAUGGCGCUCAGGGGGAAGUUGAUCGCUGUGCUCGGGGAUGAGGAUACAUGCACCGGCUUCCUGCUCGGCGGUAUCGGGGAGUUAAACAAGAACCGGCGGCCCAACUUCCUGGUGGUGGAGAAGGAGACGAGUGUGGCCGAGAUCGAGGAGACCUUCAAGAGUUUCUUGAGCCGUGAUGACAUUGGGAUCAUCCUAAUCAAUCAGUACAUUGCUGAAAUGAUUCGUCAUGUCAUUGAUGCCCAUACUCUGUCCAUUCCUGCUGUGUUGGAAAUCCCUUCCAAGGAACACCCAUAUGAUGCUUCCAAGGACUCCAUCCUGCGCCGCGCCAAAGGAAUGUUCAGUACUGAUGACUUCCGAUAGCCGGACUUGCCCAACGCUGAUCUGUGGCUGCUCGCUCCAGUCUUGCCUCACUCUCGUGUUGUAAUGUGUUGUGCAAACCAUGGAGUUUGCUCUCAAAUUAAUCAUUCCCGUGGGAAGUCAUCUUCUCCAUUACUGCUAGAGAUGACUGUCCCAACCCAAAUUUGGUGUGCUGGCUGUCAAGAUAUUUCCAUUCUCCUGGAGUAGUUUUACCAUCAUCAGUAAGAGGAUGUGAACUUCUGUUGGUUUUGCAUCUAUCCUGCACUGUUCCUGCCCUGGAUGUAUUUGUUUGUGGAGGGAAGGUUACUAUUUCUACCUAUCCUCGUUUAAUUAUGUCCUUUUGAUUUAUUUCUGUUUGAUUACUGAAGGUUGGACAGAAAGUGACCCCAACCAAUCAGUUUUUGAAUAAAAUAUUCAUAAAGCUGGAAGUUAUUUGGCAUUGUUCAUGCAUCAAGCACUGGCAUCUGGGCUGAGGGUUGGUGAGAGGUCAGUGUUGCUGUUUAAUGGGUAUACUAUAAAAACAAUGGUUGAUUACUGAAUCUUCACUGCACCCUGGGCACUCCUGGUGUGUACUGGUUAACAGGUGCCGAAUGCAGUUCCUGUCUAGUUUUGUUGAGUUUUUCCUGUGCUCUUCAAAGAGUUGUUUAUAGUGUUCUGAGCCCUGAUCUGUAUCAAUAAAUAAACACCAAGUUCAAUCUU
Molecule: messenger RNA, 1078 nt
Organism: Hemiscyllium ocellatum (epaulette shark)
Lineage: Eukaryota; Metazoa; Chordata; Chondrichthyes; Orectolobiformes; Hemiscylliidae
Gene: atp6v1f
Product: ATPase H+ transporting V1 subunit F
Exons: 2
Coding region: 23-382 (119 amino acids)
Biological process (GO): proton transmembrane transport
Cellular component (GO): proton-transporting V-type ATPase, V1 domain; membrane
Molecular function (GO): proton-transporting ATPase activity, rotational mechanism
Source: RefSeq, a predicted model, not a curated record